Molecule: messenger RNA, 564 nt
Organism: Mesorhabditis spiculigera
Lineage: Eukaryota; Metazoa; Nematoda; Chromadorea; Rhabditida; Rhabditidae
Source: the annotation of a GenBank genome assembly
AUGAUUGUAUUCUUGGCUUGGGCCCAAGGGGGGAAGUGCUACACCGACAGCUCCCUGCCCUCGUGCUCAAAUCCGGUCUCGCCGCUUCCGAAAGAGCUACCCACUCCGACAGACGCGGAGCUCGACGCGCUAUAUAACGACAUGUUGCACAAGGACAGCCCACUGGAGACGCUCGCAUUCGCCCAUCCUGGCAGUCAGCAACAGCAACAGCAGCAUUCUCUGAACGACCCGACAACCACGCCAGUUAUGCACAACGUAUCACUCGGAGUGCCACUCACGCAGGCUAACUUGACCGACGUGAUGCCCCAAAUGAACUUCUCCUGCGAGCUGCCAUGCCCGCCCGCACUCGUCGGCGCCUCCGCCAUCCCCUCGGCCGCCUUCAACAGCUCCCACUUCUGGCACAACCACACCGAGGGACCCCUUCCCGGAUAUCUCCGAACCGAGGGGUUGAACAACCUCACCAUGGCCGUCCAGCAGAUGUGCCACAAUGAGCCCGUCUUGGCCGAGAUCGGCGCCGUCAACUAUUCGACGAACGUGCAGCCGCCGGUGGUUACGGUAGGUGUU